Messenger RNA from Pantherophis guttatus, 1530 nucleotides. Lineage: Eukaryota; Metazoa; Chordata; Lepidosauria; Squamata; Colubridae. The record is from RefSeq and is a predicted model, not a curated record.
AUGGAAAACACCACAUGGGUGACAGAACUGAUACUCACAGGGUUGACUGAUGAUCUACAGUUGCAACUCAUCCUCUUUGUGACAUUUUUUGCUGCUUAUGCCAUCAUCCUAGUGGGAAAUGUGAGCAUGAUUUUCUUAAUCAGGCUCAGUCCUCAACUCCACACACCAAUGUAUUUUUUCCUCACUCACUUAUCGUUCUUGAAUAUCUGCUGUUCAUCUUCUAUCACUCCAAAGUUCCUAUGCCAUCUGUUAACAGAGAAGAAAGUUAUUUCCCUUGCAGGUUGUUUUACUCAACUUUACUUUUAUGCCCUAUUUUCCACUGCAGAGUGUUUCCUCCUAGCUAUCAUGGCCUAUGACCGCUAUGUGGCCAUCUGUCACCCUCUACUCUACUUGGUCACCGUGUCCCAAAUAAAAUGUGUCCAACUAGUAGUCGUUUCCUACAUUACUGGGUUUGUACAUGGUUUAGUGCAUAUCAUUCCUGCAUUUCAGUUAUUCUUCUGUGGACCAAACAUCAUUAAGAAUUUUUUGUGUGAGGGUCCUGCACUACUACAACUUGCCUGUUCAGAUACUUAUAUCCUGAUCACCAUUUUAAAGAGAAACAGAACACAGGUGACAGAAUUCAUACUCACUGGAUUGACUGAUGAUCCACACUUGCAACUCAUCCUCUUUAUGAUAUUUUUUACUCUUUAUGCUAUUACCCUGUUAGGGAAUGUGGGCAUGAUUGUCUUAAUCUGGAUCAGUCCUCAACUCCACACACCAAUGUACUUUUUCCUCAGUCAUGUAUCAUUUGUGGAUAUCUGCUGUUCAUCAGCUAUCACCCCAAACUUCCUAUGCCAUCUUGUAAAAGAGAAAAAGGUUAUUUCUUUUGCAGGUUGUUUUACUCAACUUUACUUUUAUGGUGUAUUUUCCACUGCAGAGUAUUUCCUCCUAGCUAUCAUGGCCUAUGACCGCUAUGUGGCCAUCUGUCACCCUCUACUUUACUUGGUCACCAUGUCCCAAAUAAAAUGUGUCCAACUAGUAGUCGUUUCCUACAUUACUGGGGUUGUACAUGGUUUACUUCAUAUCAUUCCUGCAUCUCAGUUGUUCUUUUGUGGACCAAACAUCAUUAAGAAUUUUGUCUGUGAGGGUCCUGCACUAUUACAACUUGCCUGUUCAGAUAUCAGUUUAAAUAAUCUGUUGAAAUUUAUAUUUAUUGGCUUCACUUUAAUAACAACAAUGCUCAUUGUUCUCACAUCCUACAUUUGUAUCCUGAUUACUAUUUUAAAGAUGCACUCUGCCAAAUCUCGGAAGAAAGCCUUCUCCACUUGUACAUCUCACCUCAUGGUCAUCACCAUUUUCUACGGCUGUCUCAGCUUUAUGUAUGUACGGCCAAGCUCUAGACAGAAUUAUCACCUAGACCAAAUGGCCUCUGUGUUCUAUGUAGUGGUGACCCCCAUGCUCAACCCAUUAAUCUACAGCAUGAGAAACCAGGAGGUAAGGCGUGCUUUCAGAAAUAUUCUAGAAAGGAAAUUUCAUGUUCUGCAGCUUUAA